Messenger RNA from Saccostrea echinata, 318 nucleotides. RefSeq lists its product as uncharacterized. The transcript has a single exon. Lineage: Eukaryota; Metazoa; Mollusca; Bivalvia; Ostreida; Ostreidae. The record is from RefSeq and is a predicted model, not a curated record. The coding region runs from base 1 to 318 and encodes 105 amino acids.
AUGGCAGAUAGUGGAGCUGGAGCUGUAGUGGUGGUCAAUCAGUUUGGAAAGCUGAGAUUCAGAUAUACAGGGAAUGCUUCUGAAUUAAAGUACCAACAACUUUAUCCCCGGGAAAUCACCACAGACAGUCAGAGCCAUAUUCUUACAGCUGAUAUCAAGAAUCAGUGUGUCCAUAUCAUAGACUGGAAUGGUCUGUGUCUCCGCUACAUAGAGUGUGGACUGAUUAAACCUUGGGGACUGUGUACAGAUAAGAAUGACAAUUUAUUUAUUGCUGAACAUGAAAAUGGAGAUGUGAAAAAAAUCAGAUAUCAGCAAUAA